AUGGACAGCCCCGAACCCGAUACGCCCUUUGCGGCCGUCAGCGCCCAAACAACAAGAGCUGGAAUGACAUAUCGCUGGAUUGGAACUGGUGUCGUCUUCCUCAUGUUCGCUCUGCGCAUCUUCUUCGCUCAGGGCUGGUAUAUCGGUAAGAACAUCUCGCCUGCCACAUCCAAGCACGACCCCCUAACACUUUCUACUCACNNAGUCGCAUACUCGCUCGGCAUCUACCUCCUGAACCUCUUCCUCGCCUUCAUCUCGCCCAAGUUCGAUCCCGGUCUCGAGUCUGCCGAGGACAUGGAAGAGGGAAGCAGCGGAGAUCUCCCCACAAAGUCAACCGACGAGUUCAAGCCAUUUGUGCGCCGUCUUCCCGAGUUCAAGUUCUGGCACGCAGCCACCCGCGCCAUUGUCAUUGGAUUCUUGUGUUCAUGGAGCGAGAUUUUCAACCUGCCCGUCUUCUGGCCUGUUCUGGUCGUCUACUGGUUAAUUCUCGUUGUCUUGACCAUGCGCCGCCAGAUCCAGCACAUGUUGAGUAAGACCAUCUACAACGCAUAUACUGCAAGAGAGCCAAUGGCUGACAAACAAAUCAACAGANNGUACAGAUAUGUCCCAUGGGACUUUGGCAAGAAGAACUACGCCGCUAAGAACAGCAACUGA
Aureobasidium vineae is the source of this 654-nucleotide messenger RNA. NCBI's taxonomy places the organism in Eukaryota, Fungi, Ascomycota, Dothideomycetes, Dothideales, Saccotheciaceae. The record is from the annotation of a GenBank genome assembly.